Arabidopsis thaliana (thale cress) is the source of this 619-nucleotide messenger RNA. Its product is annotated as transcription activator-like protein. The transcript has a single exon. Lineage: Eukaryota; Viridiplantae; Streptophyta; Magnoliopsida; Brassicales; Brassicaceae. The record is from RefSeq and is marked reviewed. Bases 121 to 453 code for a protein of 110 amino acids.
UUUGCCUACUUAACGUGUUCGUCUUCAGAUCAUGGCACGUGGGAGGCAAGUAAACGUGUCUGAAGACCACUUUUGAUACAAAUAGACCAACAACAGUGUCGACAUCAAGACAAAGUGACAAUGGAGAAAGAACCCAAGCAAGAGCCAGAGGAAGGGAGAGAUAAGUACGAGCCACAUCAGCACCAGCCACCGUAUAUCUCGCAGAUGCAGCCAGUGACGCACGAAGCCUACGGUGGUGGCCUCUACGGUCAGGACGACGAAAAAGAGACCACAAAUUUAGAGAAAGAGGCCAAGAAUAUAGAGAAAGAACCUCAGCAGCAAAGACCACCGGCCAGUGAUACACAGAGCGCAGAUGGGCCUGACGAGGUAAAGACGUUGACACCAAAACACAAGCAACCAGCUUCUUCGGGUGAUAGAGACGUUGACAUAACUGGCCAGUCUUACAUUCAAUGAAGGUGUUGUAAUGUCUUUUUAGUUUCCUAUCAUUGUGUUUUUCUUAGAAGCAAGUUUUUUUGUUCUGUUUUUGUCAAGAAAGCGUACUUCGGCUAAUCAACGAACAAAUUUGGUGUAUGUAAAGCUGACGGCAAAAAAGAUUGUGAUUCCAUGAAAUAUAACCUGA